This is a messenger RNA of Mercenaria mercenaria, 1290 nucleotides long. RefSeq lists its product as uncharacterized. The coding region runs from base 1 to 1290 and encodes 429 amino acids. The record is from RefSeq and is a predicted model, not a curated record. Gene Ontology annotation, cellular component: membrane. The transcript has a single exon. Lineage: Eukaryota; Metazoa; Mollusca; Bivalvia; Venerida; Veneridae. Gene Ontology annotation, biological process: signal transduction.
AUGGGGCGAGCUGUCCGUAAGAUAGCCAAUGCUGUCUGUAAGAUAGUCAAUGCUGUCCGUAAGAUAGCCAAUGCUGUCCAUAAGAUAGCCAAUGCUGUCUGUAAGAUAGCCAAUGCUGUCUGUAAGAUAGUCAAUGCUGUCCGUAAGAUAGCCAAUGCUGUCUGUAAGAUAGUCAAUGCUGUCCGUAAGAUAGCCAAUGCUGUCCGUAAGAUAGUCAAUGCUGUCCGUAAGAUAGUCAAUGCUGUCCGUAAGAUAGUCAAUGCUGUCCGUAAGAUAGCCAAUGCUGUCCGUAAGAUAGCCAAUGCUGUCCGUAAGAUAGCCAAUGCUGUCCGUAAGAUAGCCAAUGCUGUCCGUAAGAUAGCCAAUGCUGUCCGUAAGAUAGCCAAUGCUGUCCGUAAGAUAGCCAAUGCUGUCCGUAAGAUAGCCAAUGCUGUCCGUAAGAUAGCCAAUGCUGUCCGUAAGAUAGCCAAUGCUGUCCGUAAGAUAGCCAAUGCUGUCCGUAAGAUAGCCAAUGCUGUCCGUAAGAUAGCCAAUGCUGUCCGUAAGAUAGCCAAUGCUGUCCGUAAGAUAGCCAAUGCUGUCCGUAAGAUAGCCAAUGCUGUCCGUAAGAUAGCCAAUGCUGUCCGUAAGAUAGCCAAUGCUGUCCGUAAGAUAGCCAAUGCUGUCCGUAAGAUAGCCAAUGCUGUCCGUAAGAUAGCCAAUGCUGUCCGUAAGAUAGCCAAUGCUGUCUGUAAGAUAGUCAAUGCUGUCCGUAAGAUAGCCAAUGCUGUCCGUAAGAUAGCCAAUGCUGUCCGUAAGAUAGCCAAUGCUGUCUGUAAGAUAGCCAAUGCUGUCCGUAAGAUAGCCAAUGCUGUCCGUAAGAUAGUCAAUGCUGUCCGUAAGAUAGUCAAUGCUGUCCGUAAGAUAGCCAAUGCUGUCUGUAAGAUAGCCAAUGCUGUCCGUAAGAUAGUCAAUGCUGUCCGUAAGAUAGCCAAUGCUGUCCGUAAGAUAGCCAAUGCUGUCUGUAAGAUAGCCAAUGCUGUCCGUAAGAUAGCCAAUGCUGUCCGUAAGAUAGCCAAUGCUGUCCGUAAGAUAGCCAAUGCUGUCCGUAAGAUAGUCAAUGCAGUCAAUGCUGUCCGUAAGAUAGUCAAUGCUGUCCAUAAGAUAGCCAAUGCUGUCCGUAAGAUAGCCAAUGCUGUCUGUAAGAUAGCCAAUGCUGUCCGUAAGAUAGCCAAUGCUCUCUGCAAGACAGCCAAUGCUCGACGUUUGGAAUUAUUGUCCCAGAAACAAGAAUACUACCCUAAAUGUUGA